GUUUCUCUUCCAUCAAGACCCACCAAAAGAACAUGGACGUUGUGGUUAGCAUUGCAGAAAAAAGCACCGAGCAAUUUGUUCGUUUAUUCUACGAGAAUUAUGACAAACAACGUAAUAUGCUCGGUAAUCUGUACCGAGACAACUCGGCCAUCCUGUGGAAUGGCAAUGCUUUUUCCGGAGCACAUCAGUAUUCAGAGUUCUUGGCGCGCCUGCCUGUAUCGCAUCACGAAAUUGAUGUGUAUGACUGUCAGCCCAUUGCAGCUACGUUGAAUGCGCAAGGUGCAUGUGGCAUUCUUAUCAAUGUAACCGGAUCGGUGAAAUACGGCGAUCAUCCCAUCAAAAAGCCAUUCUCACAGACAUUCAUCCUGAUGCCCGAUGAAAACCAAGCAAGUAACUAUUACGUUCAGAGCGAUAACUUCAGGCAAGUACAAAAAUGA
This is a messenger RNA of Radiomyces spectabilis, 437 nucleotides long. RefSeq lists its product as uncharacterized. Gene Ontology annotation, cellular component: nuclear pore central transport channel. NCBI's taxonomy places the organism in Eukaryota, Fungi, Mucoromycota, Mucoromycetes, Mucorales, Radiomycetaceae. The record is from RefSeq and is a predicted model, not a curated record. The transcript has 4 exons. Gene Ontology annotation, biological process: protein import into nucleus. Bases 33 to 437 code for a protein of 134 amino acids.